This is a messenger RNA of Glycine soja, 1346 nucleotides long. Its product is annotated as cationic peroxidase 1-like. Gene Ontology annotation, biological process: hydrogen peroxide catabolic process; response to oxidative stress. The transcript is spliced from 4 exons. Lineage: Eukaryota; Viridiplantae; Streptophyta; Magnoliopsida; Fabales; Fabaceae. The record is from RefSeq and is a predicted model, not a curated record. The coding region runs from base 59 to 1018 and encodes 319 amino acids. Gene Ontology annotation, molecular function: heme binding; peroxidase activity.
CAUGCACCAUUAACUACUUUAACUUCUUCUAAGUGGUGUGCUAUCACAUAUUAAAACAAUGGCCUUUCACUCCCGUGGUCACAUGUUUUCUUUCUCCACCAUUUUUCUUUGCAUGUUUUCCAUGGCCUCUUCUCAGUUAACUUCAAAUUGCUAUGAAUCAACAUGCCCUCAAGCCCUCUCUAUCAUCAGAACCGCGGUGAUCGGAGCAGUUGCCAAAGACCACCGUAUGGGAGCUUCCUUGCUCCGUCUUCAUUUCCAUGACUGCUUUGUCAAUGGAUGUGAUGCAUCUGUUCUGUUAGAUAACACUUCGACCUUUACUGGAGAGAAGUCAGCUGCUGCAAAUGUGAAUUCUCUGAGAGGUUUUGAAGUAAUUGAUGACAUCAAAACUAAAGUGGAGGCUGCUUGUCCCGGAGUUGUUUCUUGUGCAGAUAUUCUAGCUAUUGCAGCCCGUGAUUCCGUUGUUGCAUUGGGAGGACCAUCAUGGAAUGUUGGGUUAGGCAGAAGAGAUUCAACCACGGCAAGUAAAGAUUCUGCCACUACGGAUAUCCCAUCCCCACUAAUGGAUCUUAGUGCCCUUAUAUCUUCUUUUUCAAAAAAGGGGUUUAACACCAAGGAAAUGGUAGCCCUCUCAGGAGCACAUACAACGGGGCAAGCCAGGUGUCAGCUAUUCAGAGGCAGGGUUUACAAUGAAAGCAGCAUUGAGUCAAACUUUGCAGCAUCACUCAAGUCAAACUGUCCAAGCACUGGUGGAGACAGCAACCUUUCCCCGCUUGAUGUCACCACAAGUGUUCUAUUUGACACUGCUUAUUUCAAGAACCUCAUCAACAAAAAGGGACUUCUACAUUCUGAUCAGCAAUUAUUUAGUGGUGGUUCAACAGAUUCUCAGGUCACUGCCUAUAGCAACGACCCUUCAGCUUUCUAUGCAGACUUUGCUAGUGCCAUGGUCAAAAUGGGAAACCUUAGCCCCUUAACAGGGAAAAGUGGCCAAAUUCGUACUAAUUGCCGCAAGGUUAAUUAAUUAAUAUGAACAAAAAACAUGCUCAUUCAGUCACAAUAUAUAUGUAUGGCCUUUUAUUUUCUAGUUUAUGUUUAGUCAUAAUAAGCUAAGAAUAUUGAAGUGUAAGGUGCUGUGGUUAGAAGCUUUAGUCCUCUCAAAAUAGAGGGGAAUAAAGAAAAGUUUCUGUGGUUUGUUAGUUAGAGUCUUGGAUCAAUGUAUCAUCCUUUACCAACAAGAAAAUUUCAGCUCCGUAUAACUAUAUGUACUUUUAAUCUAGAGUUAUUUGUACUGCCGUAAUGCAUACUUGUGCCUCAACUAUAUAGUAUAUACAAUAAGAUAAUCACUCCAA